This is a messenger RNA of Alternaria atra, 894 nucleotides long. RefSeq lists its product as uncharacterized. The record is from RefSeq and is a predicted model, not a curated record. Bases 1 to 894 code for a protein of 297 amino acids. Lineage: Eukaryota; Fungi; Ascomycota; Dothideomycetes; Pleosporales; Pleosporaceae. The transcript has a single exon.
AUGUCUACGCAGAGGCUAAUCGACCGCGACGAGCGCACUCGCAAGAAACCCAUGCGCAUCCUGGUCCUGGGCAUGUGUCGCACGGGAACAACAACGAUCGCCGUCGCGCUCCGCAAACUGGGGUAUACCUCGCAUCAAAUGCGCGACGUUCUCGCUAAACCGUCUGAACUCGCACUGUGGGAAGAAGCCGUCAACGUUACUCUGCUACCGCCCCAAGACCGGCCAUCCAACCAGAAGACAAUGGAACCGUACGGUAAAGCAGAAUUCGACAAGCUUCUAGCGGACUACGAUGUGGUUAUGGACUUACCUGGAUGUGUGUUUGCGUCGCAACUGGUGGAGGCCUAUCCAGACGCCAAAGUCAUCCUAACAAAGAGAAGGUACGAAGACUGGGAACAGAGUAUGCAAGAAAGUAUAUGGUGUCUCGAUACAUGGCGGCUCUUUACGCUCUGUCGACAAUUCAACCUUACACAAAUGGCACCAUUGACGCGACUUGUACAUUCCGUAUUUCGGGUGCAUAACGAUAAUAAUUAUGGUGGUCCUGCAGCGAAAGCGGCGUAUAACAAACAUUACGACACUGUCCGUUCGCUAGUAUCUCAGGAUCGUCUACUCGAGCUGGAUACUGAUGUGGAUCUGAGUUGGGAGCCUCUUUGUCAAUUCUUGGGCAGAGAAGUACCGCAACAAAACUUCCCAAAAAUGAGCGAGGAGAAGACAAUGCGCAAGGGACUCGAGAAUGCGUGGUGGGGUAUGGUUCUGUACUUUGUGUCGAUGGUUCUGUUGCCCGGUGGUGUUAUAGUUGGGUCAUACUUACUGUUUACACAUGCCCCUGAGUUGAGAGCAUAUCGAGAUGAGUGGUUGAUGGUGGCAAAGAAGUACAUGGAGACAGGAGAGCUGUGA